This is a messenger RNA of Cornus florida, 777 nucleotides long. RefSeq lists its product as uncharacterized. The record is from RefSeq and is a predicted model, not a curated record. The transcript is spliced from 3 exons. Bases 1 to 777 code for a protein of 258 amino acids. NCBI's taxonomy places the organism in Eukaryota, Viridiplantae, Streptophyta, Magnoliopsida, Cornales, Cornaceae.
AUGGAGUUUUUCUCAGAAUUCAUUGAUGAGUUUAGGUUGAUUGAUCUGCCUCUGGAGGGAGGGCCUUUUACUUGGUCUAGUGGACGUUCUCCCCUUAUUCUCUCUCGGCUUGACAGGUUCCUUGUGUCUGGGGAGUGGGAGGAGAUGUUUUCUGAUGUUGUGCAAGCUACUUUGGCUCGUCCUAUCUCUGACCAUGUUCCGUUGAUGCUGGAUUGUGGCGGGUUGCGGAGUUUCCUAGAAACGGUCCGAUUUUGGUGGGAGGGUUUUGGGGUGGUUGGCACCCCAAGUCAUUUGCUUGUAGGUCAUUUGCGUCUUUUAAAGGAAAGUAUUAAGAUUUGGAACAAAGAGGUCUUCGGGAAUCUUGUGUGGAGGAAAAAUCGGGUUCUGGCUGAGAUCGCUGAUAUUGAUAGGAUGGAGGGUCAAGGGGAUCUGGCAGAUGCUUUGAAGGUUAAGAGGGCGGAGUUUAAGGCGGAAUUUAGUGAGAUUGCGAUCAUGGGCAACCAUAUUGAGAGGAUUCAGGUGGAAGGGGAGCUUCUUUGCAAGGAGGAGGAUAUCUGCAAUGGCAUUUCAGAGUUCUACGAGAAGUUGUUCACUGAGAUUGUUGAGUGGAGACCCUUGCUUGAAGGGCUUCAGUUUGCCUCUAUUUCUAGUGAGGAGUGCUCGGGUUAUGAGGAGCCUUUCUCUGAAGAGGAAGUUCUAAUUGCUUUGAAGACUUGUAACUGGGACAAAGCCCCAGGUCCUAACGGUUUUACCAUGAGAUUCCUUUUGGAGUGCUAG